AGCCUCCAGAGCCAGGACACUGCAUUAAAGCACACAGGCCCAACGAACAAGCCACAUGCUUUUAACUCCCUGGAAGUCAAAGGAAUAAGAAAGCAAUUUCUGUCGUAGUGCUGCACAAGAAUUAAAAUGAACAAGCCCAAAAUUGUCAGACCAGAGGAGAGCCAGCCAGCACAAGCACGGUGGUUUGACAGGAAGAAAUAUGUCACCAUCAACUUCAUGGUUCAGAAACCUAAAGACGUCCAGGUUGAUAUCCAGACAGAUAAAAUGGUUUUAUGCUGCAAAAACGAUGAGGAUGAUGUGAUCUACAAUGAGCUGUACUUCUACGAGAAAGUUCUAAAGCAUGACUGCAGAGAAAAAGUCUUUGACCGCAGCAUCAAUGUCUUGCUGAGGAAAGUGAAGCCUGAUUACGCAUGGCCACGUCUCCAGAGAGAUGAGGCAAAGGCUAGCUGGAUUUGUGUAGACUUUGAUAACUGGAGGGACUGGGAGCAUGAAGAGGAUGAAGGAAAGGAAGAGUACGAUAGAUACAUGGAUGUGAUCCAAGAAUUGGCUACCAGUAAUAAAGGAAAAACACCAGAUAUGGAUGAUCUUAGUGAUUCUGAUUGAGACUCACACCCUCUCUCCUUAAGGGCCAGGACACUGAAGCUUUGUUUUCUGGAGUUUGUAAUAUUUGCAGGUGAUUUGAUAUGUUAUUGUCCAAAAUAUUGUUCUUAUAUAUGUGAUAUUUUCUAUGGCAUUAUUUAUGGGCAUAUUAUUGUCCACUGUACGCUGACAUAUCUUUGUCAGUUUUAAUAAAAAGACCUUUAUCAAC
Molecule: messenger RNA, 808 nt
Organism: Epinephelus lanceolatus (giant grouper)
Lineage: Eukaryota; Metazoa; Chordata; Actinopteri; Perciformes; Serranidae
Gene: ptges3l
Product: prostaglandin E synthase 3 like
Biological process (GO): protein folding; chaperone-mediated protein complex assembly
Cellular component (GO): nucleus; cytosol
Molecular function (GO): Hsp90 protein binding; protein-folding chaperone binding
Source: RefSeq, a predicted model, not a curated record